Chondrus crispus (carragheen) is the source of this 195-nucleotide messenger RNA. RefSeq lists its product as hypothetical. The transcript has a single exon. The record is from RefSeq and is a predicted model, not a curated record. The coding region runs from base 1 to 195 and encodes 64 amino acids. Lineage: Eukaryota; Rhodophyta; Florideophyceae; Gigartinales; Gigartinaceae.
AUGUUUGGCCUUGUCAUUGUUUUGGCCUCAGUAUAUACCUUAACUCGGUCAAGAGGGCGAUAUCAACCGUUAUUCUUAGUCCUGUCCUCGUAUCCCCCUUCACUGCGCCUUCGCUGUCAUCAAAUCUGCAGGCCACAGUCCAUGCAGCGCAAGCAAAUCCUGCCUUCUCUGGACAGUAUUCGUCACCCUUGGUAA